AUGACUAGACUUACCCGAAAAGAGUGUCCUUAUGGUUGGGAUUCGGGGUGUGAGCAAAGUUUUAUGGGUUUGAAGGAGAGGUUAACGACUGCUCCUGUUUUGAUCAUUCCUGAUCCUAGUAAGUCGUAUGAAGUAUUUUGUGAUUCUUCCAAGAAGGGAUUAGGAGGUGUAUUGAUGAAGGAUGGUCAGGUAGUAGCAUAUGCAUCUCGACAGUUGAAAGUUCAUGAAGAAAAUUAUCCAACUCAUGAUUUAGAAUUGGCGGCGGUUGUGUUUACACUGAAGGUGUGGCGAAAACCAAAUAAAGUGGCAGAUGCAUUGAGUCAGAAAGUGUUAAAGAGGGCCGAGUUGAUGGUGUUAGAAUAUGCCUUAUUGGAAAAGUUUCGAGAUCUUAAUCUUCAAUUUAAUUGGACUCGAAAUGGAGUGUUAAUGGGGAAUUUGAAUGUUAAUUCCGUACUAAGAGAUGAAAUUCAACAAGGACAAGUGUUAGAUGCUAAGUUGCAAGAGAUGUUGGUUCAACCGGGAUUCACACGAGCUAUGGGUGGAAUAAUUCUGUUUAAUAAGAGGAUUUGUGUUUCGGACGAUGCGGUGUUGAGAAGAAGGAUUUUGGAAGAAGCUCAUAAAUAUGCUUUCACUAUACAUCCUGGUUCUUCGAAGAUGUAUCAAGAUUUAAAAAGAGAUUACUAG
This is a messenger RNA of Vicia villosa (hairy vetch), 684 nucleotides long. RefSeq lists its product as uncharacterized. Lineage: Eukaryota; Viridiplantae; Streptophyta; Magnoliopsida; Fabales; Fabaceae. Bases 1 to 684 code for a protein of 227 amino acids. The transcript is spliced from 2 exons. The record is from RefSeq and is a predicted model, not a curated record.